Molecule: messenger RNA, 1899 nt
Organism: Juglans microcarpa x Juglans regia
Lineage: Eukaryota; Viridiplantae; Streptophyta; Magnoliopsida; Fagales; Juglandaceae
Product: phytolongin Phyl1.1-like
Exons: 2
Coding region: 663-1505 (280 amino acids)
Cellular component (GO): membrane
Source: RefSeq, a predicted model, not a curated record
AGAAAAAGAAGGAAAAAAAGAAGAAUGAAAAUGAGAGGGACGGAGUCAGUCAAAAAGUCAAAGACUCAACUGUCACUAAAGCACUCGUUACAUUUAUCUCCUUACCUAUCGAACACCAAUAAUCAAUAAAGUGAGUAUUUACUCCCCUUUUAUUUCUUUGCUGAGCUUCUAAUGCGAUUGUUCUUGAAGAUGAUUUGGAACUCAAGUGUGCAUGCCAUCGCGAAGCAGUUUUGUUGUUGUUUAUGUGGGUAUUUGUGAUUGGUGAGGAACCCCAUGCAGGCAUGAGGGACUUCAUUGUUGAUUUUGAGUACUUUGCUGAGGGACUGAGUUGGUAUUUGUUAGAGGCUUUUGAGUUUGUUGCAGAAGAACUACUUGCACUUUGUUUGGUUAUUGUCGUUUUGGUUGAGGAGUUUAUUGGAUUUUUCUUCUGCCAAAUCUUGAUUGCUUAGAGUAUUCAGCAUCCAGAAAAAUUAUUACAGAGCCCCAUAUCAGAAGUGUUUGCUUACACAUUUGUAUGAGGGUCAGACUGCUUAGUGGAUGGUAAACCCAAGUGGGUGUUGAAGAUCGAGAACCUAGAAAACAGGAAACAAGGACAGUCCUGGGUCAAACUUAGUUUUCAGGUAGAAUUUGCUGCAGACCAAACUGGGGGACUUUUUAUCACUAUGAUAAUGGAUGCCAUUCAGAAUACAGUGUAUUACUGUUGCAUUUAUAGGGGUAACAGGAUUUUGUACACCUAUAGUGGUGGAGACCAUGAAAUCGAGAAUUUGGCCGUUUUGUGCUUAGAAAGAACUCCCCCGUUCCAUAGGUGGUACUUUGAGACAAUGUGUAAAAAAACUUUUGGGUUUUUGAUGGAAGAUGGGUAUGUUUAUUUCACAAUUGUUGAUGAGGGUCUGGGUAACUCGGGUGUUCUUCGAUUUCUAGAACAUGUGCGAGAUGAAUUUAAGAAGGUAGCAAGAAAAGGUUCAAGGGGAAGUUUUUCAAGUAUGAGCUCAAUUGGUUUACAGGAGCAGUUAGUGCCUGUCAUCCGGCGGUUGAUCACCAUAUUGGAGAAUGUUUCUCAGGGUGGCAGUGAUUGGACUGGUGAAACACGCUCAUCACUUCAUGUCGGUCUGUCUCCAUCAUCACAUAAUGUAAAUGGGCAAAUUGAAACUGUUAGUUCUACAAAAGCCCCUUUGUUGGGAAAAUCCAGCAAGCAAGAUAAGAAGAAGGUAAAGGAUCAUGUCAUUGGAAUGAGAGACAUGGAGCUGGAGGAGAACCGAAGAUCUACAGACAGAGGAGUCAAGGCUGAUUUGGAAAGCCUGGAUUCUCAUAAUCAAGGUGGGGCAGGUUCCUCAGUCUCAUUGCAGAAAGAUAUGGGUUCUAUGAGGAUAAGAUCAGGUUCUCAAAGUAUUCGAAAGAAGUAUUGGCAUCAAGUACGAAUUGUUCUUGCCAUUGAUGCAGUUGUCUGUAUAAUUUUGUUUGUGAUCUGGCUAUUGAUCUGUCAUGGUAUUUCUUGCCUUCGUUGAGAGAUUGCCAUUUCUAUUAGAUUUUGAAGCUUAAUUUGUGGUCUCAAAGUUAAGUUGGCAAUUUGCACCAUGAUGAUUUCGAAGAAAGUGAAGCAAAUUCUUUGAAGAAGAGGUUCCUGUAGAGGGUGAAGGACGGAAAGCCACAUACUGAUCUUAUUGGUAGGAUUUUAUAUAUAUCUGAAGGCAUGUCCCUUAAAAUUAUGCAUUCAGCCGCAUUGGAUAUAGGAAACUUGCUGUUUAGUCAUAGCUUUUGUAUGUACAUAUGAAGUAUUUAGGGAGAUUAUCAAGUUAUUGGUUUUAGUUAUUCUAUAUUUUGUUUGCUGAGAUGGUGUGAAUGUUCUGUAACCUUGAGACUUUCUUUGUUCGCUCUUUCUAUUUAUUUUGUGCACUGAAA